AUGAAGGAGGGAGAUCCGAUCAUCGUGGUGGGCGCAGGCAUUUUCGGUCUCAGUACCGCGCUGCAUCUUGCCCGCCGCGGCUACAGCGUGACUGUCUUUGACCGACAUCCCUAUGACGAGUCACAAUACUCUUAUUUGCAGGGAGCAGACGCGGCGUCUGCCGACAUAAACAAAAUAAUUCGCUCUGCCUAUGGGGGGCAGACCGAAUACCAAUCUCUAUCCAUUGAGGCGAUUACUGCCUGGCAUGAGUGGAACGAAGAAAUCGCUAGCGGCAAGACAGUUCCUCAGGGGAUGACUAGAAAGGACCGCGUUUUCAUUGCGAAUGGAAAUAUCUCCAUGUCCACGGAUGCAGAGCUACCCCCCUGGGAGAAGGCCUGUAUUGAUGAGAUGGAGAAGGCGGGGCAUCAUAACACGCAGCUAGCGACCACAAAUCCACGCCAUUGUGAGAUUGCCACAAGCCGUGGGCUAUCAUCUUAUAUGGACCCAUUUCAGCAAAGGCGUCGUGGACAGAGGCACGUGGGUGUAUUAGACACAACAGGGGGGAUGGCCAUUGCGGAUAAGGCCUGUCGCUUUGCCCUCCACAAGGCGCGUGAAGCUGGUGCGAAAUUCGUCUUCGGACCCAAAGCUGGAGGCCUGCAAUCCUUACGCUACAACGGUAACAGGGUUAUUGGAAUUGAAACUCGGGAUGGAAAGUUACAUCAAGCUGCAAUGACCAUUCUGGCCUGCGGUGCUUGGACUCCAGUACUGUUACCGGAACUGGACGGCCUCUGCGAAGCCACAGCUGGUAGUGUGAUUCUCAUCAAAAUCCCUACCAGUUCGCCAUUAUGGGACCGUCUGGGACCGGAGCAGUUUCCAACGUUUACGUUCAACAUGCGUGCUGGAAGCAAAGGAGGUCUGUACGGAUUUCCUCGCACUGAAAACGGUUACUUCAAAAUUGGGUAUCGCGGCACCAAGUACACCAACCCUUUACAACACAGUGAUGGCAAAGAGCGCAGCACACCCGCCACACGAUGGUCUGUCGCAGAGCGCGAUGGGACCCAGCCGGUCGGUGAGCGACUUACGGAUUUCCCGCGACAAGCGUAUCAGGUCAUACAAACAUUUUUGGAUAAGUAUCUGCCGGAACUGCGUGAGGAGAAUAUUUCCAUCUUGACCACGCGAAUCUGCUGGUAUACUGAUACAUUUGAUAACCAUUUCGUGGUCGAUCGAGUGCCCAGAAAGCAGGGCUUGAUGGUUGCUACAGGAGGCAGUGGUCAUGCAUUCAAGUAUCUUCCCAACAUUGGCAAUUGGGUGGUAGAUAUUAUGGAAAAUGUCAAUACAGACCGCAAGGCUAUUCAAGCCUGGCGAUGGAGAGACUUGGGAAGUACGCCACCAAUCAAUGAUCUCAUGGAGGGCUCGCAAGGAGAACGCGCCUGGAGGAACAUUGCAUUGUCUAAGGAAUCAGCAAUGAAACCGACGGCAAAGGCAGCACUAUGA
Messenger RNA from Penicillium lagena, 1473 nucleotides. Its product is annotated as NAD(P)/FAD-dependent oxidoreductase. Bases 1 to 1473 code for a protein of 490 amino acids. The record is from RefSeq and is a predicted model, not a curated record. Lineage: Eukaryota; Fungi; Ascomycota; Eurotiomycetes; Eurotiales; Aspergillaceae. Gene Ontology annotation, molecular function: sarcosine oxidase activity; flavin adenine dinucleotide binding. The transcript has a single exon.